AUACUGGUGCACGUGAGAGGGAGGGGAGGGUAAGAUGGCGCUGCCCACUAAGCCUUGGGGCCUGGUGCGGUUGGCCCUCAGCGCUCUGCCUUUGGCUCGGAGGGCGCAGCGGUGCUCCAGGUUUCCGGAUCCCCUGCCUGCGCUGGCGUCCCUCCCCUGUGCCAGGUGCUAUAGUUCGGAGCGUGACCCGCGGCGAUCGAGCAAGAAGGUGGUGGUGGUCGGUAUCCCCAACCCCUUCACCUGGGCCCGCACAAAGAUGUAUUUCUUCUUGAUUAGAGCUUAUUUCGACCAGGACUUCACCUUCGAUGAGUUUGCUGCUGGUGCUAAACAAGCCUUUGUACAUGUGUCAAAGAUGCUAUCACAGUGUAACUUCGUUGAAUUGAAGGAUCUUGUAUCUAAAGAGGCAUUGGAAGAGCUGGAAGAAAAAUGCUCAGCAUUGCCAGCUAACCGCAGGCAGGCCUUAGCUGCUGAUCUGGAAGAAAUUAUGUAUAGCACACCAGGCGAUGUUGGAAUUUAUUAUGAUAACCAAGGUAGAAAAUUUGUCAGUAUCAUAAUGCGUUACUGGUACCUGACUGAUGUUGACCUUCCUGAUGAGACACCUGAGGGAACUAAAGUGUUUCAAGUAGUAUUUGGUGAUGAAAGCAGCAAAGAAAGCAAGCGCCUUCUCACAGCAAAUUAUGAAUUUCGGCGAGAAUUUACACAAGGUGUAGACCCUGACUGGACCAUUACAAGGAUACAGCAUUUUAAACUAUUGGAAUAAUUCUGCUGAAAAUCUUACUGUAAGGAUGUCACUGUGUGUUUCACAGAUAAUAAUACAGAUUUACUUGAUUGAAUUCCUUUUGAAUGGAGGUUGUAUUAUUUAAAUGUAAAAUUAAAGCAUAUUGUCGCUGAUCUCAAAUUAAUGGCAUCUUCAUUGCCAUAACUGUUGGUGAAUGUUUGAGAACUUUGCCACUAUGAGUUGUAGAAACUUUAUGACUUCGACCAUUUGCAAGGUGAAUGUAAUUUUUUUUCCCCCAGAUUGUUUUGAUUCAAUGUUCUCAGCAGACAGAUUUAAUGUUUUUUACUGCGAAGGUGUAUUUCUACAAUAGCUGCAUGCGGCAGCUUGGAGAAAGCUGCUACAAAAUUUCAGAUGGAUACAGCAAAAUGGGAUGACUGAAGGUGUGCUGUGGUGUUGAAGGUGUGGAAAAAACCAGAAAACCUGGAGGGGCAGUGCAUUCAGUAUUCAUAUAAAAUCUUCAGCAAAAUAGUGGCUAAAAUCUUUAAAUUAUGUUCCAUCAACUUAAAGAUAGUACUAGUUACUUGUUAAUGAAAUUACAAGAUGGUUGUAAAGAUUUAGGAAACUAAGCAGUCCACCAUAGUUCAUCCUUCAAUGAAUGUCUUGGACUCAUCUACUGCAGGCUCCAACUUCUUAAUUGUUGCUAUGGUUUAUUCCAGUACUCUACCCAAGUAUUGUCAUUGUCCAUUGUGCUCUGCGUGUGUGUUUGCGUGUAAAAGAAGAGCUUUCUGAUAAUGAUUCUAAACUUGCCGAUGAGUCACAGUCAAUCAGUCAAUGUUCCAUUGUUCUGUAAGAGUCAUCUCUUGCGGAUCUAAAAUCUGAGUCUGAAAAGAUCAUUUUCUUACAAUUUUGACAAUGAUAAUCAGUCGUGUGGCUCUUCUCUAUACUUCCAGUUUUUUGAAUGACUCCCUUAUCUUGUUUACCAGAACUGGAAAGAGUAGUCUAAGAUGUGCUAAGCAAUCUGAACAAUGGCUUUCUCUGGCUUUUAUUCCACUACUUUGUCUUUCUAAUUCAAUACAUUAUUGUCAUUUUAGCUGUUGUUCUAAAUUGAUUGCUUAUAUUUAGUUUUGGAUCUGUAGGAUUCUAAUGUUCCUUUCAAAUUAAUCUAUAAAUAUUUCAAUAACUUCAAUAACUUAUGGCCUAUAUUUUACAUCCUAUGUGCAGUAACUCGCACCUAUCUAUGCUAAAUCAUAUCUCCUCAGUUCAACUCAGUAUUUUUAUGUAUAUCCUUUUCUGCCUAUGAAUAGAUAAGAGAUAGCCAUUUUCCCCACAAAAUUGGACCAAAAGUGUAAUUCAGGAAAUGUAAACAAAUACUCUCAACGUUACUUGUUCUGAAGUUCUAACUUCUGCAUGAUUUGGUUCUACAGGCAAUAACUGACAACCAAGAGGUUUAAUAUGUAAGAUGUUUGAUCCUGUUUCCACUGAUGCAAUUUUUCAACAGGGGCAACUGGAUGGUAAUCUGAUGCGAGCCACAUGGUUUUUCUUCUUUCCAGCAAAUGGAAAGUCAGUUAUUGCAUUCAAGUGUCAUGCAGCUAAAUCGGUGGCCUUCACACAGUCUGGGGCCUGCUAGUUUGCAGUGCUGUUUUCUCAGUAGCCUGUGCGCUUACCAGCUGCAUGAUUAGAGAACUUGUUUUCUUGAUGCUUUUAAUUAAUGUCAGAUGUUCUGGCAAUCUCAAUAGUGCCAGACUGUCCAUGGAUUCUAGUUUAAAUGUAACACAAGGACAUGUCUAUAAUAUGCAAUGUAAACCUGCAAAAGUGCAAUUUUAUUGAUAUAGUAUCUGAUAAAUUUUGGUAUACAGUGUGCAGGUCAUAAACAUUUUGUAACAUUUUGAAUUAGUAUUGCUUUUGGCAUUGAUAUUCUGAUGAAGUAGGCUCAUGACUAAUUUUUGAUCUCAUUCUUCAAGAAUCAUCUAAUUGAUUCUUAAAUGAGUCAGGUAUCAUGCUCUUGGCAACUCACUCGAGGUGUUGAUCAUUCUCCAUGAAAGAUGCUUCCUAAAUAUAUUCUUCACAAUAUUGGUACAAAACCAUUUGCUGUCACUGACUAUGUUGAGGUGAAAUCAGCCAUCUGUAAUGCACUACAUGUUUACCACUUCAUGUUUGUUGGCUCGAGUGUUUAGUUCUUGUUGACUGUAUAAACAGGAACAGAGCAAUUUUUCUACAAGAAAUUGAGAAAAGUUUGGAAGAAUUAACUUCUGAUUCACAUUCUACUUCCUCCAUUUAAGGAAGGAAAACAUGAAUUGAGGUACUCUGCACUGCUCUGUUCUCUUAAUGACAAUUUGAAUCAAAAGUGUGCCAUGCCGGGUACUCCAGAAUAUGGAGAUCAUUUGGGUAACUUUUAUUUUGCUGACUGAACAGGAAUAAUACACUUGCAGUUUAAAAUGGCUUGAAAUAUUUUCAGCUUAAGAAUUAUACACAUGGCACACCCCCUUUUACAAUUAAUGUUAAUUACUUAAGCAGUUUGAUCCCUUUCUGUUAACUCGUAUUGUAGUUCUCCUAACAGGAGUAUUAUAGUGAAGGGUGACUAUACUUCUAAUGCAGCAACUGAUUUGCAGAGAUCCCGUGAAGAUCCAACCUCCUCCUUUGCUUGCAGUGCAGUACUACUAGUAAACUCUGUAGUUUGCCUUCUGGGGUUUAUUUUUGUACACAGUUGAGGAUAACUAAGACGUCAAUUUGCAAAAAAAAAGUGAAGAAGUAAUUUAAAUUUGAAAUGGUUGUUUGAAUGAGAUCAUUUGUUAUCCUUGAACUCUGUCAGUGUAACUCCCGUUACAACCAUGGAUGUAUUCCCUUUGCUACCACUUCCCCCAGACUCCACAUAAGGCAAAUUUCUGUGCUUGAUUAUAUUAUGUGGUUUUAAAAAAAUGCUGUUCUUAGAACAUCUCCUGGUGGGUGGAAGAAAUGUGGCGUAGGAGGGAGAAGAUUAAGCUGCUCUCUCAGAAAGGAUUGUGAAAUUGAAGGAACUCUUCAAAAGAAGAAGGUUGGAACUCAACUGCCCAUAACUUGCAGUUUUGCAAGAAGUAAACUUAGUAUAACAGCUGAACUGAGUUGACUUUUAGGAAAUGAAAUACUUUUUUUCUAGAAUUUUUAUAGCAAUGAAUUCUGGCAUCCUUCUGGUGAUAGCUUCACUGUAACUGUCUUACAAUUAAGGACAUGGAAGGACUUAUGAUCAUAUGUACUGUCUUUUAUAUACAGUUUACUGAAAAGUAGCAGAAUACAAAUUAAACACUGAUAUUUUUUCUGUAACUUUCUUGGCAGUAUUUUCUAAAAUUUUAUAAAGUGAAUGUUAAUUUUUUUGUUAAAUCGCCAUUGAUGAUGAAAAUGUGUUUUUAAUGAAUAAACUUGCUUAAAAAGCUGUCCUUUUGAGUUUUUACAGUAGAGUGACACCAGAUUAGAAAGUGAUAAUAAAGCCUGCUUGGUGUACUCAGCUGUGUCAAUUGAAAAUGAUGUGGCAUUUGAAUUUGUAAAUGGUAAUACUGAAGCUUGUUUGUUGAAUUUUAAAGGUCUUUAAAAUACUAUAUUUGUUUCUAAUCUGCAUACACUGCUGCUGCAAAGCUAGUUUAUAUUAUAUUG
Molecule: messenger RNA, 4342 nt
Organism: Pristis pectinata (smalltooth sawfish)
Lineage: Eukaryota; Metazoa; Chordata; Chondrichthyes; Rhinopristiformes; Pristidae
Gene: maip1
Product: matrix AAA peptidase interacting protein 1
Exons: 5
Coding region: 35-760 (241 amino acids)
Biological process (GO): protein insertion into mitochondrial inner membrane from matrix; inner mitochondrial membrane organization
Cellular component (GO): mitochondrial inner membrane
Molecular function (GO): ribosome binding
Source: RefSeq, a predicted model, not a curated record